GUACUGCCCUUCUAUAUUAAGACGCACCUGAUGCAGUUCCCAGGAUUUACCGGCCUUUUCCUCGCUGCAGUUGUAAGCGCCGGAGCCAGCACAAUAUCCUCCUCAAUCAACUCCAUGAUAGCUUUGCUGCAUGUGGACGUGCUUCCUUAUUUCUUCAAGAGUGCCGGUUCUGACGUCCCAUUUAGAACACAGGGACUAGCGUUCCUUCUUGGUGCCGUCAUGACAAUUUACAGUUGCAUUUGUGUUUACGUGGGAUCCGUCACCAGGGCUAUGAUCCUCGUAUACUCUGCAGCGGCUGGCCCAUGUAUUGGUUUGCUGCUUCUGGCGAUUGGACUCCCAUUUGUGCAUUCCAAGGGUGCCGGAAUUUCAACUCUCCUCUUCUUCGCCAUUCAGCUGUACCUCCUGUGGCAAAGAAUAGAGAAGAUAAUAUUGCCACAACGUAUGCCAGUGACGCUUCAGUACUGCCCACGGAACACCACCGACGUACACAAGAGAUUAAAUGAUACGCACACUUGGAGCCCACACAGAUCAGUUAAUCAUGACGCACCAUAUCUCAUUUCACCCUUUUGGAGCUCUUUAUUUUCCACUGCAGGGACGCUCCUCUUGGGAAUACUGAUUAGUAUUGCCACAGGCGAGUACAAGCAACUUCCGGCCGACUUCAGGUAUCUGAACCCUUCUCUGGCGAAGAUGUGGCUGAAGCUUCAUGUUAUACGGGGCAGUGAGGCAGAAGAGGCACAGCCAGAGAAUCAGCAAGAAACAACGAAUGCCGCCCUUGUUUCUAAUGAAGAGAAAAUGAGGUGUGCUUCCACGAAUGUAUAAAUAAAA
This is a messenger RNA of Dermacentor albipictus, 825 nucleotides long. Its product is annotated as sodium-coupled monocarboxylate transporter 1-like. Gene Ontology annotation, cellular component: membrane. The record is from RefSeq and is a predicted model, not a curated record. Gene Ontology annotation, molecular function: transmembrane transporter activity. Gene Ontology annotation, biological process: transmembrane transport. Lineage: Eukaryota; Metazoa; Arthropoda; Arachnida; Ixodida; Ixodidae.